Messenger RNA from Apodemus sylvaticus (European woodmouse), 1360 nucleotides. It is a transcript of the gene Gpr26, whose product is annotated as G protein-coupled receptor 26. Gene Ontology annotation, biological process: adenylate cyclase-activating G protein-coupled receptor signaling pathway. The coding region runs from base 1 to 1014 and encodes 337 amino acids. The transcript has 3 exons. Gene Ontology annotation, cellular component: membrane. Lineage: Eukaryota; Metazoa; Chordata; Mammalia; Rodentia; Muridae. Gene Ontology annotation, molecular function: G protein-coupled receptor activity. The record is from RefSeq and is a predicted model, not a curated record.
AUGAACUCGUGGGACGCGGGCCUGGCGGGGCUGCUGGUGGGCACGAUCGGAGUGUCGCUGCUGUCCAACGGGCUGGUGCUGCUCUGCCUCCUGCACAGCGCUGACAUCCGCCGCCAGGCGCCGGCGCUCUUCACUCUCAACCUCACGUGUGGCAACCUGCUUUGUACCGUGGUCAACAUGCCACUAACACUGGCCGGCGUCGUGGCACAACGGCAGCCGGCCGGGGACCGCUUGUGUCGCCUGGCCGCCUUCCUCGACACCUUUCUGGCUGCCAACUCCAUGCUCAGCAUGGCCGCGCUCAGCAUCGACCGCUGGGUGGCUGUGGUCUUCCCGCUGAGCUACCGUGCCAAGAUGCGCCUCCGAGAUGCCGCCUUCAUGGUGGCCUACACGUGGCUGCACGCGCUCACCUUCCCGGCCACCGCGCUCGCCUUGUCCUGGCUCGGCUUCCACCAGCUGUAUGCCUCGUGCACGCUGUGCAGCCGGCGGCCGGACGAGCGCCUGCGCUUUGCUGUCUUCACCAGCGCCUUCCAUGCGCUCAGCUUCCUGCUGUCCUUCAUCGUGCUCUGCUUCACGUACCUCAAGGUGCUCAAGGUGGCCCGCUUCCACUGCAAGCGCAUCGACGUGAUCACCAUGCAGACGCUCGUGCUGUUGGUGGACAUCCACCCCAGUGUAAGGGAACGGUGUCUGGAGGAACAAAAGCGGAGGCGACAGCGUGCCACCAAGAAGAUCAGCACCUUCAUAGGGACCUUCCUCGUGUGCUUUGCACCCUAUGUGAUUACCAGACUGGUGGAACUCUUCUCCACAGCGCCCAUCGGCUCUCACUGGGGUGUACUGUCCAAGUGCUUGGCUUACAGCAAGGCUGCUUCUGACCCCUUCGUGUACUCCUUGCUGCGACACCAAUACCGCAGGAGCUGCAAGGAGCUUCUGAACAGGAUCUUCAACAGACGCUCCAUUCACUCUGUGGGCCUCACAGGUGACUCUCACAGCCAGAACAUUCUGCCCGUGUCGGAAUGAAGGACCACUCUCCUGUAGGGGAGUUCAGAACAAGGUGGCCAGAGCAGAGGGAGGUGGUCUGGGACUCCUGGGUAGACAAUAACUGCCACCAUUGCCUGGUGACUGCCGUGAUGCUGAUGUCUGAACAAGAUCUGGGGCCUGCUUCUUGGCUCUUCCGGGGUAGAUGUCAGACUGUCCCUAUUUGUCACCAAAGGGUGGCCAUAGGCCUCGCCCUGGCCUUUCUUUCUGAGUGUGUUUUGAGUGUUUAGACUCACCAAAGGCCUCCCAGAGGAUGGCAGGCCAGUUAAUGUCAAGGACACAGAGUGCUGGUGGCAGGUGUGGGGCAUGAUAGCCACCUGUUUGCUAA